GUGCGGCGCCUGCGGUGGAUCCGCAACGGGACGAGGGGGGGAGGGAGAGAUGAGGGACGCAGGGGAGCAGAUCAAUGUGGGCGACGACGACGAGGAGGUUGCACGGGCGGGGUCGUCAAGGAGGGAGCGAGGGAAGGGCGUUGUCAGCGAGCCGGGGGGGCAACAGGGCCAGUACUUUGCGUCGGCGCACGUGUCGGUUCGUACACGGGCAGGUGCGGAUACGCCUAAGGCAAGUGCGUCUGCGGGGAAGAGGAAGGAGAGAGAGGAGGGGGACAGACCGACGGCAGCAGCCGCAGCACAGAAGAGGAUGAGACAGAACACGAUCACGAAGUCGUUCACUUCAAAGUGGCAGAUGGAGUUCAAGAAGAAGUGGCUGCGGUUUGUGUACAGUCAGCGCCUGGCGUUCAACGUCUUCCGAAGCGAGCCAUGGUUGGACGUCGCCCGACACUUCAGGGACUUGCCGGGGCCAGUGAAGGUGUUGUGGCCUUCAAAGAUUGAGAUCGCGGACAUAGAGACCAUUGUCCACACAGCGGACGAUGUGGGAGCUGAUCUCGCGGAGGUCAGGGCUCCUUUCUAUGUCACGGGGGCCACCAUUAUGUCAGACAGAAGGAAGUCACGCGAUGCUAGACCCAUCGUUAACUUCCUUGCCGGCGGGUCGCGUGGGGUGAUGCUCGUCUGGAUGAUGAACAGGGAGGGUGAGCGGGAUCGGGCGCCUAAUGUGUUGGCGCGGUGGAUCAAGGUGUUCGAUGACUUCCCCCCUAAGUGGGUGAAUGCCAUCUGCACCGACUCCGCCUCGGCGUACGUCACUGCGGCGAACAUGCUCCAGGGGCCCCAGCAGAGGCCGGAGCAUCGACGGAUCACGUGGCUCCCAUGCGCAGUGUAUGUCUGCAACAAGAUGUUGUCAGACAUUGGCUGUUCGGGCCCGUGGUCCAAGGACAUCAUUGUGAGGGGGAGAGCGGUGGUGCGCUUCAUUAAGGAGCACGGCGCCGCUCUCCAUAUCUUCCGGGGGGAGAGCAGUCAGAUGGGCCUCAUCUAUCCUUGCGAGACACGUUUCGCAUCCGUGUUCAUGAUGGUGGAGCGUUUGCUGGCAGUGAGGUCAGCUUUGGAGAGGACGGUGGAUGGCGAUAGUUGGGGUAUGGUCCCUUGGGACCAUUCAGUUCGUCAUUUGGCUAGGUGGGUCAGGUGGCAGGUGCGACAUGGCAGUUGGUGGGAUUCCAUGGGCAUCUUGCUCCGUAUCAUGGAGCCUGUGUACGACCUGCUGCGCAGGUUGGACCDMRGAGGGSUGSACAUGUCGCGGRUGGUUGAGUGGAYGYAGGAUCUGGCCCGCCAGGUGGCAGAGGAGGUUUGUGCACUUCCGCCAGAUCUUGCACACUACAUUGUGCAGAGGGUGCAGGCUCGAUGCGCUCACAUGCUGGAGCCGGCGCACUCCGCUGCUCACCUCCUCUGUCCCAGCCGGCGGGACUUGCGGUACUUCGAGGGCGUGGUCAGCGACUAUGACGCGAGCUGGGUGAGGGAGGCAGAAACUUACAUCUUGUCGCAGACAGGGUUGAGUGUGGCGAGCCUCGACUACGAGACCGCAUGUGCACAGUUACGUGACUUCCACACACGGAGGGGGACGAUUGCUUGGGGGGGGAGAGACGGAGACAGAGAUGCACAUAGGUGCAGGGGCGAUGCGAAGACGUACGAUUCCGGGUGUUGGUGGUCGAGGUACGGGCAGUGCGCCCCGCAGUUGCAGGUUAUUGCUCUUCGUGUGAUGUACAUGUGGAUGUGCUCCUCUCCUGCGAAGAGGAAUUGGGCCGUCCACGAGGGUGUACUGACGAAGAAGCGUAACCGACUUGAGUUCGAGAAGGUCGCGAAGUUGGUUGAGAUCUCAGCCAACUUGUUGGACAUGGAGGGAGGUAUCGGGAUUCACCCCUCGUGGAAGGGGACGGACGAGAGUAGGACGCGGGAGGAGGUCGAGGAUCAGAGACGUUCAUGGCUGCGAGACCCAUGUGGGUCCAGAGCUCCUCCGGGUGAUGUGGGCGAUGUUUUCGGAACUCGAGCCGCCACAUUGCACCCGUACCCUCGAGACGACAGUGAUUCCGAGGGUCACGAGGACGAGGACGAGUCGGCCGGCCCCGCUAGCACCACUCCUGCGGCGGAUGAGCGUGAUGAGUGGAGCGACCUAGAGGACGUCCGUAGACGGAGUGGCGGAGAUGACCUUUUCAUUCAGGUUGAUUUGGAGGAGGAGUCUGGGGGUCGUCAUGGGAUCCCUUUAGAGCGUCCGAGGCCUACGUCCACCGUUUCGCUUCCCACUGAGCGGGAGACAGAUCCUGGGUCUGCACCUUCGAGGGGGGCAGAGUCGGGGAUUGGCCAUCGUCCUCUGGGUCGAUCUGGCACGACAUCAUCCACUGCUCUUCCCACUUCGAUGGACCAGCUUCAUCGACAGCCAACCGUUGCAGAUCGAUUGCAGAGAUUGGUGAGGGGCCUGAGACAACAAUUGGAGGACAGAUUGGAGGGCGGUCCUGUGCCGGUGCAGGGUGACGACGGAGACAGACAGGGGUUGGUUGGUGGAGAUGGUGGUGCGCUGGCCGAAGGUGGAGGCGGUGCCGAGGCUGAUGCGGCGGUUGAGGGGAUACCGAUGGGCGGCGGAGGCGGUUUCAGUGAGUUUGGCGAUAUGGGUAUGCCCCCAGGAGAGAGUGUGGGUCUGGCCCUAGGAGAGAGCGAGUCCUGUGGGGACAUCAGUGAGGGUAUGCAGGACUUAUUGGGACAGAUCAGCUUCGCGGACCCGAGUAGUUUCUCCCCUGCCAUGUGCGCAGAGAAGAUCUUGGGGGCAGAGGGGGAUGAGGACCGGACACCCCCUGGAGAGACAUCUGCAGAGAGGCUGGAUAGGCUUCAUAGUCGUCGAGCGUGCCUCAUGGCACAGAGGGACCCCAGGACGCAGGAGCUCGCCCGUCUUGCGGCCGAGGACCGACAGAGGCAGCUGGGGACAUUUACGCCGGCGUCUGUUGAUGCGGGGUCAGCUGCCUACACGGAUACUCCGGCAGAGGUUCACGACACGACGCAGCGGGAGGCAGCUUCGGCAAAGGUUUCGAGUACGGGAGUGGAUGUCCAGCAGGAGACGCACGAGAGCGGGUUGGCACCGACAGAGGAGCCACGUUCGGAGAUGGCGCAGCAUCCUGCCGUGGAGCGGAGGCCAGAGGAGACAUUGAAAGAGGUCGCGGACGUGCCUCUGCCUGCGGGUUCAGUCGAGGGUGCCGUGCAUAUGUCCCCGGGUCUGGAGGACAUACCGACGGAGCAGUCAGUGGGCGUUGAUGAUAUUCGCCCAUCGGCACAGGCGGAGGGGAUAGCGCCGACCACCGGGGGGGGACGGGGCCGUAGCGGGGACCGUUGGCAUGUCACAGACUUUGGUGGCUCGCACUGUUGUGGGGCCAGUGGUGCCACAUCAGGCACCGUUUUUGGAGGGUUUUAGGCGUCCUGCACAUGGCGGUGGCCCGGUCGAGGAGCGACGUGU
Messenger RNA from Chara braunii, 3493 nucleotides. Lineage: Eukaryota; Viridiplantae; Streptophyta; Charophyceae; Charales; Characeae. The record is from the annotation of a GenBank genome assembly.